AGUUUAAUCUUUGUUAUUGCAUUCCUUUAAAAAGUGAUCGUUCAAUUGUUUUUAUCAGACUGAUCAAAGUUGACGUUGGCAGAAUUGGUGGUAAGCUAUCAACGACCCUGAUCUUGUAUGUUUGUGAUAAUGCUUGACGUUUGUGAGACGCCGGGCUGUCAGUGAUUCGGCGUCAGACUGAGCGAUGUGAAUCUAAAGGGGCAGCGGUCACCAGGCGAUUUUUCCGACCAGUUUGAAAUAUUAUGGAUUUACCUAUGAUCGAGAAAUGGCACCGUUUCCAUCCUACGUCCUUAGGCUCACAUUCCACCACAGAGCUAUUUACUGCUACUUGGUACUUAGCCUGUGGAUCUUAAUACUACUUGGAGUCAUGUACAAAUACAUAGGAAUAGAGUCAGAUUCACUUAAUUUAUUAAAACACCACACAACUGAUUUUGAUGGGCCCAACCUCAGGAGGCAUUUUCCAUUUAUUUAUAAGUCAAGGAAAAUUAUUCAGGCUUGUAAUCCAUACCAGCGUAUAGCAGUGGGUGCUGAAGGUAAUUCAAAUCCUAAUUAUACUCUGGAAGGAAUACUUGUUUUAAUAAGGCAUGGAGACAGAGGUCCUUUGACCCAUGUACAAAACAUAUCCAAUGUGAAUUGUGUCGGGCCUUAUGAUCCUCUAUACGCUACCUAUGAAAACUACAUUGAUAACAUCACAGCUACACCGCUCCGUCCUCAAAUUUUGGGUUCAUCUUUUCACGGAAUCCCCUUACUUCCUGGGAACGAGUGUAGCCUCGGCCUGUUGACAAAACUGGGCGCUUCUCAACUUCUAGCUACAGGGAAAGCUCUGAACAAAGUCUACAAGUCUAGUUUACGUUUGAACACUUCGAUGAUAAAGGACGAUGUGAUAGUGUUUUCAACUAGAUACAGAAGGACGUUACAGAGUGCCCUUGCCUUCCUGUUCACAUUCAUUGAAAAAGACAAUUUUCAUAAAAUCGUACUUCAAGAAGCACCGAGUUUGUCUUUCUGCUUUGAAGACUGUGCGUGCCCUUCAGCAGAUUCUUAUCAGAAAAACUUCUACAACGAGAAUUAUCGGAGGAUAAAAUCUCAUCCAGCAGUUCUUGAAUUAGUGAAAUCACUGUCUUCAAUUGUUUAUGAAUCUCCAGAUCGAAAAAUUUCAUCUGAUCCCCAUUCUUUAAAAGACGCGUUGCUCACAUAUGUCUGCCACAGUGCCAAUUUGCCUUGUAUCGAUUCUUAUUCAGCUCAAGAGACGUGUGUAAAAUUAGAACACAUUUCAAGCCUCUUUUCUUAUUUGGACUCAGAAUACAAGCAGUUUGGUAGGAGCAAAAACUUAAAAAGACUUUGUAUUUUAAGAGCUUAUGGACUUUUGAAAAACAUUGUCUCGCAGCUCUUAAGGAUAGUGUCAGAGAAAAGGCCAAAAAUGGUACUUUACUCAGGACACGACAAAACUAUAUCAUACUUAGCUUUAGCUUUAGGUGUUACCUCAAAUGGAGUGACGUCUCCGCAUUACGCAUCACGUCUCAUUUUUGAGGUUUACAAGACUCAAGAUCAGAGUGCAUCAUCCCAAGCCGGACCUAUCGGAAGUGACUACUUCUUCCGUCUUGUCUUCAAUGGGAAUGAUGUAACAAAGAAGGUAAAGUUUUGCAAAUCAUUCGAAAAUAUGGCAGACACAAGAAGUAAUGACACUACAAAUAAGAGGAACCAUACUUUCUUUCUCUGUCCGAUCGAGUCAAUUGUAAGAUUUCUACACGACGACUAUUUCUCACCUUUCAACGCGACCAAUAUAAAAGAUGCCUGCAAUAUGUGAAAUAAUCGCAAUAUUUUUAAUUGUAAAUAAUUAUCUCGUGUUAUCAGUGCAAUAUGUGUUCUAUCGUUUUUAAAUUGUAUUUGUAUAUAUUUUCAAUUUGUGAUUCCAACUAUUGUACCUGACAUUUUGUAAAAAUUAAUCGACAGCAAUAAUACUCACCAGUUAUAUAAAAUUGUGAUUUUAUUAUUCCUCCCUGGUGUAUUGUGCAGUCUUGACUAAUGCUUAAUUAUAUUUUAAAUCUUGUUUUAUUAAAGACAGUGAAAAAUUUCAUCUAGAA
Cimex lectularius (bed bug) is the source of this 2081-nucleotide messenger RNA. RefSeq names its product 2-phosphoxylose phosphatase 1. NCBI's taxonomy places the organism in Eukaryota, Metazoa, Arthropoda, Insecta, Hemiptera, Cimicidae. The record is from RefSeq and is a predicted model, not a curated record. Gene Ontology annotation, biological process: dephosphorylation. Bases 266 to 1804 code for a protein of 512 amino acids. The transcript is spliced from 5 exons. Gene Ontology annotation, molecular function: phosphatase activity.